AUGAGUGACGAACCAAAUCGAGCGUUACCAAUAUUUGAGCAUCGCUUGUCAGAUGUCAUCGAGUUCGAUAAGUACGUUUACCUCAAUGACAUCAACGUCGAGCAAAUUGACGCAUUCCUCAAACUGCUCAGAGACCAGGCAACACUUAUAACAUCAACCUUAAUAUCUGGUGUGCCGGAGGAGCAGGAGGGGGAUGAGGAUGAACAGAAGGGGGAGGAGGAUAAACAGCAGGAGGAGCAGGAGCAGGAAACAUACAGCAAGAAGAUGGAGGAGGAGGAAAAGAAGGAGCCAGACAGAGAUGAGGUCCCGGUGGGCGAGGCGGAUGACAAGGUUGUGAUUCUGGACAAAGACAAGUUUGGGCUGAUGGACAAACCUGCAAAGGAGGAAGAAAUAUGGGAAUUCUUGGAGGGAAUACAGAGCAAUGAGGAGGGUGAGGACAAAGACAGAUUUGUGCUGAUGGAAAAGCCGGCAAAGAAGGAGGAAGAAAUAUGGGAAUUCCUGGAGGGAAUGCAGUGCAAGGAGGAGGUUGAGGACAAAGACAGAUUUGUGCUGAUGGAAAAGCCAGCAAAGAAGGAGGAAGAAAUAUGGGAAUUCCUGGAGGGAAUGCAGUGCAAUGAGGAGGGUGAGGACAAAGACAAGUUUGAAAUGAUGGACAAACCUGCGAAGAAGGAGGAAGAAAUAUGGGAACUCCUGGAAGGAAUGCAGAGCAAGGAGGAAGGUGAGGACAAAGACGUGUUUGGGCUGAUGGACAAACCUGCAAAGAACGAGGAAGAAAUAUGGGAAUUCCUGGAGGGAAUGCAGUGCAAUGAGGAGAGCGAGGACAAAGACAGAUUUGUGCUGAUGGAAAAGCCGGCAAAGAAGGAGGAAGAAAUAUGGGAAUUCCUGGAGGGAAUGCAGUGCAAGGAGGAGGGUGAGGACAAAGACAAGUUUGAAAUGAUAGACAAACCUGCGAAGAAGGAGGAAGAAAUAUGGGAAUUCCUGGAGGGAAUGCAGUGCAAGGAGGAAGGUGAGGUCAAAGACAAGUUUGGGCUGAUGGACAAACCGGCAAAGAUGGAGGAAGAAAUAUGGGAAUUCCUUGAGGGAAUGCAGAGCAAGGAGGAAGUUGAGUAUAAAGACAGAUUUGUUCUGAUGGAAAAGCCGGCAAAGAAGGAGGAAGAAUUAUGGGAAUUCCUUGAGGGAAUGCAGUGCAAGGAGGAGGAUAUGGACAAAGACAAGUUUGAAUUGAUGGACAAAGUGGCAAAGAAGGAGGAAGAAAUAUGGGAAUUCCAGGAGGGAAUGCAGUGCAAGGAGGAAGGUGAGGACAAAGACAAGUUUGGACUGAUGGACAAACUUGCAAAGGAGGAAGAAAUAUGGGAAUUCCUGGAGGGAAUGCAGAGCAAGGAGGAGGGUGAGGACAAGGACAAACUUGUGCUAAUGGAGAGUGAGUCAAGAUUGGAGCAGGGUGUACUAAAAAAUGAAAAGCAUAUGGAAAAGGAGGAAGAGCGGGUGAAGAUCAUAUUCCUGGUAGAGGAGAAAGUCAAGGAAAGGAAGACUGAAACAGAGAAAGGGGUAUCCAGGGACUUUAAGGGAGGGAGGUGGAGACGGAAAUGGUGGAGAAGAUUCUUACGUUGUGUUUAG
Messenger RNA from Lytechinus variegatus (green sea urchin), 1617 nucleotides. RefSeq names its product golgin subfamily A member 6-like protein 22. The record is from RefSeq and is a predicted model, not a curated record. Bases 1 to 1617 code for a protein of 538 amino acids. Lineage: Eukaryota; Metazoa; Echinodermata; Echinoidea; Temnopleuroida; Toxopneustidae. The transcript is spliced from 2 exons.